Molecule: messenger RNA, 6347 nt
Organism: Penaeus monodon (black tiger shrimp)
Lineage: Eukaryota; Metazoa; Arthropoda; Malacostraca; Decapoda; Penaeidae
Product: diacylglycerol kinase eta-like
Biological process (GO): diacylglycerol metabolic process; intracellular signal transduction; lipid phosphorylation
Molecular function (GO): protein binding; ATP-dependent diacylglycerol kinase activity
Source: RefSeq, a predicted model, not a curated record
GGCACGGAGCAGGUGCACUCGCUGCUCUCGGGCCAGCACAACUGGUACGCCACCUCGCACGCCCGCCCCACCUACUGCAAUGUGUGCCGGGAGGCGCUCUCAGGCGUCACGUCGCACGGGCUGAGCUGCGAGGUGUGCAAGCUGAAGGCCCACAAGCGGUGCGCGGCGAAGGCCCUCAACAACUGCAAGUGGACGACGCUGGCCUCCGUCGGGAAGGACAUCAUCGAGGACGAGGACGGGACUUCAGGACUGGCGGUGCCUGUGGUGUCGCGCGAUGGUCCACACGGCAUGUCGGCCCCUGCACCCGACCCGCUGCCCCCUGGGCCCCUGCCGCGUCUCCAUCGUGCCCCCCACCACUCUCACCACCAUAGGCACAGACGAGUCGUGGGAAGCGACACGACCCCAGGGCUGCUCUCCCCUGCUAGUGUUUGUGAACAGCAAGUCAGGUGACAACCAGGGUGUGAGGUUUCUGCGGCGGUUCAAGCAACUUCUCAACCCUGCACAGGUGUUUGACCUCAUGAAUGGCGGACCAGUUCUUGGUUUGCGGCUGUUCAAGUGCUUCAACCCCUUCAGAAUACUGAUAUGUAGUGGAGAUGGAUCUGUGGGAUGGGUAUUGACUGAGAUUGACAAGCUCCAUAUGACAAACCAGUGCCAGAUAGGAGUGCUACCUCUGGGCACAGGGAAUGACCUGGCCCGGGUCCUAGGAUGGGGCUCGGCCUGUGAUGACGACACGCACUUGCCCCACAUCCUGGAGAAGUACGAGCGUGCGACAACCAAAAUGCUGGACAGAUGGAGCAUCAUGAGCUAUGUCAGCCAUGUAUCUCUGAGUGGAGAACAACAGCUGUCAACCAUGACGUCCCCUUCCUUGCUGUCCCAAGUUGCAGCCUACGAGGAUUCAGUUGGUGCUCAUUUGGCAACCCUGCUACAGUCAGAUCAACACUCCGUUGUCAUUUCAUCUGCGAAAGUCCUUUGCGAGACAAUCAAAUCCCUGAUAAUGAAAGUGGGCAAGAGUUGGGGAGACUCAUCAGAAUCACAAGAUGGAGCCACAUCAUCCGAGGAUUCGCUUACAGCCAAAUGUGCGGUGCUCAACGACAAGCUAGACCUACUUCUCCGUGCCUUGCAUGAAGAGAGUAUAGCCUCAAUGUCCACUGUCAGUAGUGUGCAGGAAGAUUCAUCUUUUGUAGAUGAGAGCCCUGAUACAAGUGUUGAUCUGGACAGUGCUGAAAGGACCAGUUUGUGUAAGGAAGAAAAGAACAUUUCUAACAUUCACCAAAGAAAGAAGACCAAAACGAAACACUUUAUAGAGCGAGAUGCUUUAAUGUCUAGAGCGAAUAGCCUGAAAAAGGCUGUCAGAGAAAUCAUAGAACACACUGAGAGAGCCGUCGACAGCCAGAACGAACAGACCUUCAUUCGACAGCAGCCACCCACUAUCAGGCUCGAGCCAUCUGAGGAUGACCCCUCACAUGAAAUUCAGGCUCCGACUAUCACACACUCAGGGUUACAGGUCCUGCCCACCAUCGAUGCUUCUUCAUCUGAGCCAUCGCCGUGCCCCUCCCCCCUUCCUGCUCCCGGGUUGCCUCCAUUUGUUUCAUCCAUCACCACAAACUUCCCCCUCCCCCCCGUCUCUCCUCUCCCAUCAUCCCAUCCCAUGUAUUCCAUCCACACUCAGCAGCUCUCUGGCUCUUCUUUCCUCCAGCUCCCGGGAGGAAGCUCACCUCCCCUUGACACAGCUGUUGAUGAAACUGUGGAACAACUGAGGUUUCAAUACCAAGCCAUCUCUCCCCUGCCUGACCUGCGCCGCGAGAGCCAUGGGGAAUUUGAGUUCCCCCCAACUCUCCCUGUGCCCAGUGAGUUUGCCGAUCUCUCCAGGAAGAACAGCAUGCAAGAGGGGAGAGAGGGUGAGCGGGGCCCCCCUAUAUCCUUCGAGGACAUUGAAGUCCAGAUACAAUCCUCCACUGACAAUCUCUUAGACGUAGGUGAAGAUGAGCCUUACACUUUUGAAGAAAAGUCCAUCACAGAAAUCAGGGACUCACUUGUUAAUUCUUUGAACAACUCACUAGAUAUUGAUGAGGAUUGGGAAGAGGAUGCAGCAGAAGAUAGGAAUAAGGAUCAAACAGAUGAGGAACAGAAAGUUGAUGAUAUUCAGGAAGAUGAAAAGGAAAAGACUGAAGCUGGAGAUAGUGAUGAAACAGAUAAUACUGUAAGGGAGACUUGCAAAUAUGAAGCCAAGGACGAUGAAAAUGGCAACACAGAGGACACAACACCAGAAGGAGACAUCAGUGUCAUUGAAGAUGUGUCCACUAAUGUAGAAGAUGAAGACUUUCCCACAGUAAGAGAGAACCUUGAAAAUGAAGAAUAUGAGACUGAGGAGGUUCCUGAGAGAGAAGAUCCUACAGGACAAGAGUCACAUGAAGAAAUUCAGACUCCAGAAGUCCCUCUUGCUGAGGCAGAGACUUCAGAAAGUAUUGAGGAUGAGCUAGAAGAUACUGUACCUCCUCCUUCAGAGCGGUAUGUGGAGGGUGCUGAAGCCACAGCAGAGGAAGACCAAGACGAGGAGAAAGGUGAGGAGUCAUCGCGGCGAAUAUCUACAGGCUCUACCCUCAAAAGUCCAGGGCCACCCAUCUCCACUCUGAAUGUGACAUCUACGACCCCUGGACGGGACAAGAGCAGGAGUCCUGAGCGUGGGGGGCGGGGUUCUACAAGCCGAGGCUUAGCUAGAAGCUCUGCGGCUGCCCGAUCAUCUCGCAAACACCUCCCUAUCAUCAACCCACUUGUCUCACUACCCAUGUGGCCAAACAUUGCAGCGGGUGCCAGCUCGGGAGGACUUAUCAGUAAGGUUCUGUUGGCCAAUGCUGAUGCUUUGUGUGCUGCAGCCUCUCCCCUUAUGGACCUUGAUGACUCAUCCUUAGAUGGGUAUGAGGAAAGGUGUACAAUGAACAACUAUUUUGGCAUUGGGAUUGAUGCCAAGAUAACACUGGAUUUUCACAACAAGCGAGAAGAACAUCCGGAAAAGUGCCGUUCCCGUACAAAGAACUUCAUGUGGUAUGGUGUAUUAGCAUCUAAAGAAUGGUUAUGUAAAACUUACAAAAAUCUGGAUCAGCGGGUACAGCUGGAAUGCGAUGGUGAGAGAAUUCCAUUACCAUCACUCCAGGGUAUUGUUGUACUUAACAUUCCAAGUUUCAUGGGUGGCACCAACUUCUGGGGCGGCACAAAGGAGGAUGACUGCUUCCUGGCUCCCAGCUUUGAUGACAAAAUUCUGGAGGUUGUUGCUGUCUUUGGUUCUGCCCAGAUGGCUGCCUCUCGGAUCAUAAAUCUGCAGCAUCACCGCAUUGCCCAGUGCUCUAGCAUUAAGAUAACGAUCCUCGGAGAAGCUGGAGAGGAAGGUGUACCAAUUCAAGUGGAUGGUGAGGCUUGGACACAGCCUCCAGGCAUAGUCCGCAUUGUACACAAAAAUCGUGUUCAGAUGCUGUGCAGGAAUAGGGACUUGGAAGUAUCUCUGAAGGCCUGGGAAGAGAAACAGAGAAGCUCAGGAAGCCAGGCUAAGGAGCCAACAUUGCUGGCUGAUGAAGAGUUACCUGUACUUGCUGCCUUGGCUACUAUCGUAAGCGAGGUCAUCAGCACACUGCGGUUGGUGGCAGUGAGCACGCCAAACUUGGAAAACCGCUUGAAUGAAUUGGCGUCAUCAGCCUCCACCUGUCUCGAGAAAAUAUGGCGUGAGGGAAGAGUCAUUGAAGGGCCAAACUUAAGAAUGUUGGCAACAGAGCUUGUGAAUAAUGUGAAGGGUCUGCAUGCUGAAAUUAUGACAAUCUUGAAGGAAGAAACACUUGUGUUGACCCAGACCUUGGAUGACAGUUUGCGUGGAAAUUUAACCCAACUUGAGAACUCGCUAAAACAUGCUCAUGAGAAAGACAACUUGAUACACUUUAUGUCAGAAGAAGAGGGCGAACGUAAAAGAGCACAUUCUAAAGGCUUGUUCAAACUGAAGCUGAAGCGAGAAGGGCGACGUGGUGGAGUCGAGAGGGAGGUCAGGGAGUGGGGUCCGGACGAGGUGGCGGCUUGGCUAGAUGCCUUGCAGCUCACCGAGUACAGGGAGUCCUUUAUCCGCCAUGACAUCAGGGGAUCAGAGCUUCUCAAUCUGGAGCGAAGGGAUCUUAAGGAACUUGGAAUUACUAAAAUUGGCCACAUAAAGCGAAUCCAGCAAGGUAUUCGAGAGAUCAAAGACAGUAAGUCUCACAGCUAAACUACUUACAUAAAACUUGGUCACAAGAAGAAGAUUAACUGCUUUAUACCAGCACCCUCAGAGGACACCUUUGGAAGAGAAGGUUAUGAAUACAUCUUUGGAGACCUUGAUAUGGGUCUCUGCCUUUUCUUUGUAUAUUUUCCUUAUUUUGGAGUAUGGCACUAUUCAUUGUCAAAAAAGAAGUUCCUUUAUAAGCAAGAGGAGCAGAUUCCUUUUAAGUAAGUGUACUAAUGCCACUGUUUGUUGAUUUCUGAUUUUAUGUGAUGAUUUUCUUGUAAAUGUUACAUGGCAUUAAGAUACUGCAGAUUGACUGAAGUUAAUGCAUUGUGAUUUGAAAGGUUUUGAAAGGACAAUUGAUGACUAAGAGUUUGUUUUAUUUUUUUAAUGGAUGUUGCAGAGUUGAUAGGAAUUUUGUAUUCAUGGGAUUAAUAAUUAGACCAUGAUUAACUGGUUUUGUAGACUGUACUUGAUAUUCAAGCCAUGCUGUAUGCAUUUUUUGUAAUAAUUUUAGAAUUCUGUUAUUGAUUUUCAAAGAAAUUCUUAAAUUAGAAAGAUAUUUUAGAUAGCUAUAUCUAAUAUUCAACAACAACACAUCAGAAAUUUAUGUGGGAUAUGUAUUGAAAUAACAAACACAUUUUCCAGCUGCAUUUAAAGGAAUAGAAAUGUAAUGAUUUAUAGCCGUGAGAAAUGCUUUAGAGAUUUUACUCUUUGUAUUACUAUUUAAAUGUUAGCACUAGUUCUUAGAAUGUGAAUGACCUUGUUCAACAAAGUGUAAUGAAAGUUAUAGAUAUGAAAGCCAGUCCUCAAGAACAACUUGGUUGAGUUCAAGCUGUGUAGAAGGAUGCUUCAUGUCAUACUGGUAGCAGGUUUGGAUCUUUUAUGACAACUGUUUGUUGCAGGAGCAUUAUCAUUAUUGUUUUCAAGGUUGUUUCUUGUUUUAUACAUGAUUUUCAUACCAUUCUGUUGUACGGUGGAAAGCAUGUACACCAGAAUUUUAAGUAAGCCUGUUGUAGGGCUGUGAUACUGAGUAUGAUAAAUCCACCAGACUUGUAUGGUCUUAUUUGAAUGAACAGAAAAGGUCAGAUGGGGUUGCUCUCUAACGUAUUUAGAUCCAGAGUCACUUUACAAAGAAAUGAUAUUGAAGUGGAAUAACAGUAUUACAGAAUUAUCUCCACCUAAUCACUUAAUGUAUACCAAAGAUUAACUGCAUUUUGUAUUUUCUUAUUGUUAUUAUUUUAUUUACUUUGUAUUUAAAAAGAUAUACGUUAUAAAUUUAAGUUAUUGAUAUAUGUAUAACUCAGAAUUUACUGUCAGAAAUACAGAAUAUAAAUUCCACAAUAAAAGAAAGUAGCUUAUUAAAGAGAAAUGGAAAUACAUUUUAGGUUUCUGAUGUAUGGUCGGGAACAGCUAAUUGUGUGCAUGGAAAAGCACCCCAUCUAGUGCUGCCAUUGUCAUCUCAAUGAGCCCCUUGAGAUUAACUUGAGUCACAGUAGGUAUCAUCUUAAGGAUGGUUUUAAGUUGGGGUUGUGCUCCUCUAUUUAGAAGUUUAGAUUUUUAUUUGUGUCCGAAGUAGAUUCCUAGACGUUGCCAAGCUUUCCUGAUCGGAAGUGAGAGUUUUCUGAACUGUCAUGGAUUUGCUCAUUUCACAUGUGCUUUUGAUGCAUCACCUAUUUGAUAUUCUGUUUCUUAAAAGAUCUUCAUUGUAAGUCUCUUACACCUUUUCUCCAUAGACAUCGUUAGAUUUAUACUACUAGGUUUAGUUUAUGGUAAAUAGCACGAGAGAAGCUGUCAGUAUAAGCAUAAAGAUUAAUGCAAGCCUGAUGAGAAGACUAUUUUUAAGUUGUCAGGAUUGGGCUAUCACUUUUUCCUCUUUAGGAUUAGCUACUUGAGAUUGACAUAUAUUCUUCUAGUCUAUUUCAGAGUACAAAACACUUUAAUAACUGGGAAGCUUCCAGCAAUAAUACUUUGUGAAGGCUGUUUGCAGUCUGAUCCUUGUGAGUUCUGAGACUGGAUCAGGGUGUUUGAAAGAACUAAUUUCUUAAGAAAAGGUCAAAGCACAAAUAUGCAAUUGCACUUAAGUCUCUCUCUCUCUCUCUCUCUCUCUCUC